Messenger RNA from Centruroides sculpturatus (bark scorpion), 2618 nucleotides. Its product is annotated as sodium/potassium-transporting ATPase subunit beta-like. Gene Ontology annotation, molecular function: ATPase activator activity. The record is from RefSeq and is a predicted model, not a curated record. Lineage: Eukaryota; Metazoa; Arthropoda; Arachnida; Scorpiones; Buthidae. Gene Ontology annotation, cellular component: sodium:potassium-exchanging ATPase complex. Gene Ontology annotation, biological process: intracellular potassium ion homeostasis; potassium ion import across plasma membrane; sodium ion export across plasma membrane. The coding region runs from base 135 to 1040 and encodes 301 amino acids. The transcript is spliced from 6 exons.
ACUUACUGCGCAGGCUCGACCAUUCUCUCAUCCGGGCACCUUCCUUCUUGGUCGAUCUUGAGUCGGAAAGUAGGCGACGAAUUGAUCUUCUGUUCUCUCUCUAUCUCUUCGCUUUUCUUCGAAGAAGAUCAACGAUGGCGGAUGAUAAAGGACCGUUUAGUAAGCCACAACCUAAUUUGACAAAAUGGCAAGGUUGUAAACAAUUUUUAUGGAAUUCCGAUACGAAAGAAUGCCUAGGGAGAACUGGAAUGAGUUGGUUGAAAAUUACAGUAUUCUAUAUAAUAUUUUAUUCCUGUUUGGCUGCCUUUUGGACUGUUAUGCUCAUUAUAUUUUAUCAAACACUGAGCAGUAGUGAACCUAGAUGGCAAUUAGACAGUAGUAGAAUUGGUUCAAGUCCUGGAUUAGGCUUUCGUCCACGUCCACCUGAAGCUAACAUAGAUAGCACUUUGAUAUGGUUUAAUGCAGAUGAACAAGAAACAAUUAAUCACUGGGUGGAGAAUUUAGAAGAAUUUCUGAAACCAUAUAAAUCACAGCGCAAUGUAAGCAGCUGCAGCAUAGACCAAGGACCAGGAGAUGACAAAACUUGUUAUUUCUCUAUUGACAAAAUUAGUGAUAAGUGUUCCAAAAGCAGUUCUUAUGGCUAUCCUGCUCGUACACCAUGUGUCCUUAUUAAGUUGAAUAGGAUUUAUAAUUGGGUUCCAGAGCCAUAUCAAAAUGCUUCAGACUUGCCAUCUGGGAUACCUGAAGAUAUAAAAAUGAUUUAUUCACCAGAUUAUGUAUGGAUUUCUUGUGUAGGAGAGAAUGCAGCAGACAAAGAUAACAUUGGUGACGUUGAGUAUCUACCUCAACAGGGUAUUUCAGUAAAAUUCUUCCCGUUCAAGAAUCAAAAGGAAUAUCUUUCUCCAUUUGUUUUUGUUCGCUUCAAGGAUAUAGCAAAAAAUGUUUUAGUGAAUAUUGAAUGUAAAGCUUGGGCUAAAAACAUCAAAUAUGAUAGAGGAGAUCGUUUAGGAAGUGUACAUUUUGAAUUAUUGGUGGAUUAGAAUUUAUUAUAAACAGUGUCAUUCAUCUGCUUAGUUGAUUUGCCAGCUUCACCUUUGUCUUUUUUCUCUUGUUCUCGUAUGGUCAUUUUUUAUAUGGAGACAAAAUAGCUUUAAUUCGUCGUCUUCCAUAUUUAGAUAUUUCAAAUUUGGAUAAUGUUUCUAAUUUCCAUAAAUGUUUUCUGUUAAGUCUUUUAAUCAGGACAUAUAUUUAAAAUCAAAAUGAUCAAAUAUAUAAUGUACAGAUUAUUUAGAGUAGCUUAAAAUCAAACUAGCAUGUUUAAGAAUUAUUAUUUUUGUUGCUCAGAUAUAAACUGGAGUAUUGUUCCAGUCUGUACUGGUAUUUUAUCACCAAAAAAGGUGCUGCAUUUAAUCAUUUGCUCAGAUAGAGCAGAUGUGCGAUAAUCAUCUGACCUUCAGUCACAAGAAACAAUCCAGUCAAAUAUAUUUAAAGAGGGUCAGAUAAUUCUAAGCACAAUUUUUACAGGUGGGCAUUCUUCCACAAAAUAAUGAUCUGCCAGAAAAAUAGUGUUCAGGAUUAAAUGUAUUGUGAAAUCAGUUCUGUAUUAUCAAAAAAGUUAUUAUUAAAGCCACAAAAAUUGAAAUCCAGAUAUAUUCUGAAAUAUUUAGAAGUUGUUCCAUUAGUGUUUUUGUGUAAAAUUUCUGUGAAAUAGCAAAAUAAUAGAUUUUAAUGGAAAAAAUGAGAAUUUCUAUUAGUUAUAGUCUGAUCUGAAGAGAUACAAAAGUGUUACUUUAUCUGCAGGUUUGUAGCCAAAUUGUCCCUGCCAAUGUAAAGAGAUGGCUAUCCGUUUAGGGGCCAUGUAAUAUAUAUAUAUAGAAAUAUAUAAAAUAAAAAAAAUAUAUAUAUAUAAAUAAAAAUAUAUAUUAUAUAUAUAAAAAUAAGACAAAAAAAGAUUCCUUACUUUAGAUAAAAUAGAAUGUAAAGAUGUGGUUAUUAUAAAUUUCUGUUAAUCUUUGAUGUUAAAGUUUUAGUUUUUAAUGCCUUUCAGGCAAAUAUAAUCAACUGUGCUUCCCCAGAUGAAUCAACAGUAUUAGUCGGAUUAUAGGGACUUGGAUAAAAAUCAGCAGAGUACUUCACAAGACGUCUGCAAUCUCCAAGCUUUUACAAAAAGGUGAAAUUGGCCAGAUCUAUAUAUUUAUCAUAAAUACCAUUUUGAUUUUCUUCCCUUUCUACUGUUAAGAAGCCUGGCAAACAAUAGUCUAGAGGACAAACUAUGCACAAAGUUAGGGCUAGAUGGAAAGCUUUGUGUUCAAAGAUCAUCAGAAUAUUCAUCAGAUCUAUGUUAUAUUACAAAGCUUUGCUAUAUAACAGUGCUGUUUCAUGGCCAAAAGACAUUAGUCCUCACCAUGUGGGGAAUAAGCACUGUUUAAUAGUAUAUUGGACAAUUGUUGGUUGUAGUGAGAGUAUGAAUAAAAAAGAAAAUAUGGAAUGGAUUACUUUCUUUUAAGAUUUAAUUUUCACAGUUACAAAAGUGAAUUUUGAUUGUUUAUAAAUUAUUUUUACCUAUAAUAAAUGUUUUAUGAAAUUUGACAAAUCCAUAAAUAAAGUAAUGUACUGUA